Molecule: messenger RNA, 3169 nt
Organism: Gracilinanus agilis (Agile Gracile Mouse Opossum)
Lineage: Eukaryota; Metazoa; Chordata; Mammalia; Didelphimorphia; Didelphidae
Gene: THUMPD3
Product: THUMP domain containing 3
Exons: 9
Coding region: 332-1867 (511 amino acids)
Biological process (GO): tRNA methylation
Molecular function (GO): RNA binding; tRNA (guanine) methyltransferase activity
Source: RefSeq, a predicted model, not a curated record
CCUGUUUGCAGGCGGGGAUAAUUAUAUCUUUAUAUUAAUGUUUUAAAACAAACAAACAUUCUGUAGUGAGGACUUGCUCGUGUGUAUUUCCCUGUAUUCUACUCGUGCCUUUAGCCUUUGUGCCCCACCCCCAUUACCCCACCCGUGGAGCAGUGCUGACUUUCUUACUUUGUGUUCUACACCAUCUCACGGUUUGUUGAAUGGUGUUGGCUCCUUGAAAAUAUUUCUCAUCCUCCCUGGAGGCUCAGUACAGCAUUUACAGUUCUCUAGAUUAUAUUUUUCCUUUCAGCACAGUUGGUGAGCAAUAUUGACAGUUUGAAGAGGUGCCAGUAUGUCUGAAGUCGAAGCAGCCUCCGACCAGCUCAAUGAAGUGAAACUCGAUGACGUCUGUGACACAGAAAAUAUAGAAAGUCCCCCCAGUAACAGUCCUGAGCAUCUUUGUGUUACUAUUGGAGCCACUGUGCCAACUGGCUUUGAGCAGACAGCUGCAGAUGAAGUAAGGGAGAAACUAGGCUCACAGUCCAGAAUCAGCAAAGACAGGGGCAAGAUAUACUUUGACAUUUCAGUGGAGAGUCUGUCUAAGGUUCAUGGUCUAAGAUCAGUUGAUAAUUUAUUUGUUGUUGUUCAGGAAUUUAGAGAUUACCAGUUCAAAGAAACCAAGGAAGAUGUUCUAAAAGAUUUUGAAGAUUUGGCUGGCAAGCUUCCUUGGUCAGACCCUUUAAAAGUAUGGAAAAUCAAUACCAGCUUUAAGAAAAAAAAGACAAAACGCAAAAAAUUAACCCAGCAAAAUACCAUAAGCAAAGAAAAGGUGGAUGAUGAACAAGGAGACCCAAGAGCUGAGAAGAAUGUUGAGGAACAGGUCACCAAUUAUACUGUGGAGGAGGUGUUAGAAACUAUUGAAAAUCAAGAUGGCAUCAUUGGUGAAACCCCCAUAUUAGCUUUCAGUAAAAUAGUAUCAGAAAUACCAUCUGCCAUUGAGAAAGAAAAAGGACUUAAUGAGAGUCACAAAGAGGAAGCUGAAUCUCAAGUGCUCAAGUUCCGAGUCACAUGCAACCGGGCAGGAGAAAAUCAUAGCUUUACUUCCAAUGAAGCAGCAAGAGAUUUUGGGGGAGCCGUUCAGGACUAUUUCAAAUGGAAGGCUGACAUGACCAACUUUGAUGUAGAGGUUCUCUUGAAUGUCCAUAAUAAUGAAAUAGUUGUGGGCAUUGCAUUGACAGAAGAGAGUCUCCAUCGAAGAAACAUUACACAUUUUGGUCCUACAACUCUACGAUCCACUCUUGCUUAUGGCAUGCUCAGGCUUUGUUCUCCUCAGCCUACUGACAUAAUAAUAGAUCCCAUGUGUGGAACAGGUGCCAUACCAAUAGAGGGGGCUGCUGAAUGGCCUAACUGUUACCAUAUUGCUGGUGAUAACAACCCCCUAGCUGUGAAAAGAGCAGCAAAUAACAUCUUGUCAUUGCUGACAAAGAGCCAAGUUAAAGAAAGCAAAGCAUUCUGGGGCCUCCCCAUAGAUGCUAUUCAGUGGGAUAUCUGCAACCUGCCUUUGAGGACUGGUUCUGUGGAUAUUAUUGUCACAGAUAUGCCAUUUGGAAAGAGGAUAGGAUCUAAGAAAAGAAACUGGAAUCUCUAUCCAUCUUGUCUCCAAGAGAUGAGCCGGGUCUGUAGACCUGGAACAGGCCGAGCUGUGCUACUUACUCAGGACAGGAAAUGCUUUGCCAAGGCAUUAUCCAGUAUGGGGCAUGUAUGGCGGAAGGUGCAUACAGUCUGGGUGAACAUAGGGGGUCUUCACGCUGCAGUUUAUCUCCUCAAACGUACUACUCAAGUGUUCAUUCAUCCUGCAGAACUGCAGCAUGACAGAGAGAUGCCUUGAGGAUAUAGAAGAUGAAAAAUUGGCUUUUCUUCAUGUCUUUGGAAAUUUCAUGUGACUCCCACCACUGAAAAUGUCUGAGGCAGCAUGAGAAAUGGAUCUAAAACACAGAGGAAUAGUAACAGAAGGCUAGUUUGGCCCUGCAUCCAAACUGAUCUGAACAUAACUCAUUUAACAGGAAUAGCAUAGAUGAAUAUUCUGGUAGAGAAGGCAUCCCCUACAGCUCAGAAGGGGCUUGUUCCCUUGGGUAAACCUUAAAAGUUUCAUUUCCCCAAUGAACCAAGGAAUAGCUGUAUAACUUAUAUUUCUCCAAGUGGCUUUAAAAUAUUUCAAAAUUGCUUAAAUGCCUUUCUCUGUAUAUAGAGCAUUUUAUGUUUUAGAUCUGUGCCUCCACAGGACAGGUUUUCCAUUGAGGUUCUUGGAAGAUAUCUUGGCCAUAGUGAAAGUUAAAGGACAUGUUGGAGUGCCUCAGAUUAUAUUUCAGUUAAGAAAUAGCCUUACUUUAAGUGACACACUCAUUAUUUCUUAUUACCUCAAUUAGACAUCAGUUCAUUUUCAGAUAAUAUGCACAUGCUACCCUAGGAAAAAAAUACAAAAGUCACAGGAUAUUUAGGGAAAGUUGCCAUUUGCCUUACAAGAUGAAGUGUGUGUAACUAACUACACUGCUAACCUGAGUAAUUUCAAAGAUAGUUUUGAAAAGGUGGUGAUUAUCUUAAGCUAAAUUAUUUCAAUUUUAUAACAGGAAUGCAUUUUAAUAGAUGAGUAAGUCAUGGGGCAAGGUCAAAUAACAUAAUAAGCUUGUUUUAAGUAACUUUGUAUUUGAGCUAUACAGAUACCAAAGUUGAUAGGGAAAGCAAAUAUAUAUUGUCAGAUUCUGACUCCAGAAAAUUUUUUUUUUUUGGUCACUUUAAGGGAAAAAAGUAAUACUAUAUAAUAACAUUGUGUUUGGAUAAAAGCUUUAAUUUGGGGGUCUUUUGUUGCCUUUUCUCCAUAAUUCAGCAGUAUUUAUAUAGGCAUUACUGCAUACUACACAAAUCUGUACAACUGAUUGCCUUCCACUCAUUGGAUGGGGUAUCUUUCCUAUGGACCAUACAUUUGGUCUAGAAAAGGAAAGGUUGGUGUAAAUUGAUUUAUGUUUAAACUUGUUUCCAGUUUCCAGAUGCUUUCAACUUGAUCUCUUAGUGCCAUGUUACUGUAAUAAAGUUUUACUUAACUGAUUUUGAUGUCUCACAUUUAGGAGGGAAAAAACCCCUACAGCAUUUCAUGCUUUUAGAUAAAUCAUGUGAGCCAUAUGGCAGAUGAUUC